GCUAGCCUUCAUACUUAACUGGUGUGGGUCUGUUCAUCUUAAUUACCACCACAUGAACGACUUAAUUACUCACAAGUCUGACAUAAUAAUAAUAAUACCAAUCUGGUACCCAUUCCGCUCAAGGGUAUUUGUAAAAUUCCAUAUCAAUCCUCUUAAAAACCAACGAUUUCGUACUAGUCCUUCAAAACUUAACCAAUAGCAUUUUAAUCCCAACCUUUGACAAUCAAAGCACCUGUACAUAUGGCCUUAAAAUGAUCCUACCACCUUUGGUAUUUCAUUAGUUUACUUGUUUCUCUCGUUUAUUUAUGUGCAUCUUAGCCUGUUUCUCCAACAAUUACCAUUAGUAAUACUACUAAUACAUCAUCGUGGUACAUAUACCAAGGCAAGCUAAAUAAUUCAUAAUGACAGGACUUAAUGUGAUUAACCAUAAAACAAAUUGCUAACAACUUCCUUAAAAGAAUCACAUCUCUCACUACAACCAAAAAUUUUACAACCAAACUAAAUUUUGUUGAGAAAAAGUUAGUAUUUACAACCAAUUAAAUUUUGGUAGCUAAAGUAUUAACAAUUUGGUUGCUUAUUAAAAUCAAAGUAUUGAUAACCAAAUAAGACUAGAAGAGACCAAAUAAUUUGGUAGCAAAAGGAUUUAUACUUUUUUCCAACCAAAUAAUUUUGGUAGCAAAAUUGUUUUUAGUUUUUCCAACCAAAAAAUUUGGUAAUAUGAUAAUUUUUACUUUUAUCCAACCAAAUAAAAUUGAUUAUGAAUUUAAAUAAGAAUUUUCAAAAUCUUAGAUAACUAAAUUAUUUGGUUGUCAUUGUGUUGCUGUUGUAUAAAAAUGUAGGUACUGUAUGUAACUAUUACUCAAACUUAGUGGUUGUAGACUUGUAGUAGUAGUUGUGCAUAAGAAUCCAUCUUUACGCUUUUUUUCUUCUCUAUCUCCUUCCUUCUUCAGUCUCCCCAAAUGUCGAUUCCUCCUCCUCCUCCUCCUCCUCUUCUCAAUUCCGAUUCUGACUCAAAUUUCUCCUCUUCUCUCAUCUCCUCUUAAUUUACAUUCCUUAUUUGCUUUGUUGAGAUCCGGCAAUUCCACUUUCCCAAAGAUAGCUCUAGGCGCCGUCAUCUUGAUCCCCGAUGACAAGAUAGAUACUCUCGUCACCGCCGUCAUUGAGAAAGUCAUGGAGCCGAAGGAGCACGAGGUGUACCCUGGCGUCAUUGCGAGAUCACGAAAGCCGGCCUGUAGCUCGAGUCGUCCCUGGCAUUGUCGAGAGAACACGCAAGCCGAAUACGCUGGAGCACGAGCGUCGCUCCAAUCCCUAGCCAUGGGGUGCAAUCCCUCGCCAUGGGGUGCAAUCCCUCGCCAGGGCCGAUGUGAUUUUGAUCUCGAGCACGGUCGCCGCCUCGGAACUGUGAGGCCUUCUCCUUUGUCUCUCUGAUCUCUGUUUACUGAGCUAGGGUUCUGGAAGCUCUUGUCGCGGGGGAAUUGAUCUCGAAUAAUCCUGCCUCCAACUCUGGCAAAUUCCUUCUCCGCAGGUGAAUUGGUCUUUGCAUCAAGUAAGAACUGAUAGUUAUCUGUUGAGGUUAAUGUGCUGAUUCUUACUUUGUUGUGAUGCUUCGGUGUGAUUUUUCGUUGUGAUUUUUCUGCAUAACAAAGGUUUAAAUGAAAAUGAGUUCGAGGAGGUCGUUUGAGUGCUUCAGCAGGCACCGUAGAAAUCAGGUUAGAAGUUUUGAGUUUUCUAAAAUCUAACUUCUUCGUUCUUUGCUCUAGUUGGCCAGUCGUUGGUGUUAGUUCUUGAUUGCAACACUAGGUGAACAUAAUUAUUGAUACUUGGAGCUUUCAAUUAUGGAAGUGGUGAAACCGACAAAGAUUGAGGUCACAUCUGCACGAAGAAGCCAUGAAGUUGACUCAAGCUUUGUCAAGCAUCCUGCUUCCUGUGAGACGAAUGUGGCUCCAACUAAAUGAGAUGAAACUUCCUGUGAUUCCAUUAAGAGCCUUGAUAUUGAGUAUGUGGACAAUAAUGACUUGCAUGAGAUUGAUUCUAUCAAUAAGAAGGCAUUGAACAAGCUCUAUAUUACUGAUAAUGAACUAGCAGCAGGUGAAUUAUUUUGACAAAACCUCAAUUUGUCCAGUCAUCUGUCUUUUUCUGGGUUGCUGAAGAUGAUCAACCACGUUGUUGCUAUACAUGGCUCUUCUAAAUUGAUUUUUGAAUUGGAGUGCUUGCAGAAAAUGUGUGUCAGAGAUGGAUUCGGUGUCAUUGAUAUGGAUACAGAUGACAAGGUUAUAAACCUGGAUACCAAUUUUGAGGAUCCUCAGCUUUGUGCAAUUAUUGCUUCUGAUAUUUUCUUGACCAUGGGUAGGUCAUAGAUGAUGCAAGCACAUAUUAUUAAGUUUAUGAUAGAGUGGGAUUUAUUCUUGCCCUGUUUCAGCAACUUUGCCCCCUGAGCUCUAAUCAAGAUCAUUGGUUUUUCAGGGUUUUGGCUUGCAUUCUAUAUGAAGAAACUUUUCACAGGACGGGCUUUGGUGCUUGACGCGUUGUCUUGCUCUUGUAUUUCUAGCACAGGCCUGAGUGUCCUUUGUGUUUCAGUGUUCUGGUUUCCUGCUCCUUCCCACCGGGUCCAGUGCUUGUUUCUAAGGUAGUAAUGUACAAAACUCACAUAAUAUUUUCUCUGUUUCUAAGUCGUGCAUAUGAUAAAUAAAUUAAUGUUUAAUUCGUCCAAGAGAUUGAAAAUUCUCGCUGUCGAUUUUGUUUCCAGUAUAUAUGUUGUUAGCUUAUCUGCUUUGGUUCUUGCCUGAUCUAAUUGUAUUAUUGUCUUUUUCGUUGGUUUAAUUUUUCUUCUUAUCAGGAUAGCUGAACUCAUGAGCACAUUCCAUCCAUACAGGUCUGCCACUACUUUACCUACUAAGACCUAAAUAGAUUUGAUUGGUUUCAUGGGAUGAUUUCUGUGACACUACUACACUGCCAUAGUAAAUAGAUUCGUGCAUGUUACCACUACCGUUGGUUAUGUUUCGUUCAUAGUUCCCCUGCUUUGUUGAUAUAUGCAGAAUGCUAAAGCUAUCAACUACUGUGUCUACAAUUGGUGUCCUUUGUUUUUCCUUGAUUUUCAUUCGUUUUCAUAUUCGGGUGGUAUUGAUUAUGGAAGCUACAUUAUGCAUGCCAGUUCUGUUUGGUCUUCGUGCAUAAUGUGGUUGAAAUGUGAUGAUGGUAAUUGAUGAUAGAACGUUGUGUCUAGUUUACUUCAAUUAGUUAGAAUGUUCUCAGAAGUAGAUUUAGAGAAUCUCGUGAUACCAUAGAUAAACUUCAUUAGUUCAAGUGUUUUGAUUUUUCUCUCAUAAAGCUAGUUAUGUGAAUUCUCCGGCUUAGCUAUUUUGCUGUCCAUAUUGCAGCGAAGAGGUUUCAAGGUGAACCUGCAAUGUCUUCUGCAAUUUUACUUACCUUCACCCUACACCCUGAGCUUCAUUAGCUACAGUUCAACCUGAUUUUGAUUUCGUUGAACUCCCUCAGUUAGUUAAGUUUUAGUUACCCUUUUCCUCCAUCCCCUGUUAUACCUUUUACUUCUAUCGUUGUUGCAGGGGAAUCUUUUUAUUUUUAUUUUAUGGCACCAGAUAAAGGUAUCCAUUUGUUAUAUGUUCUUAUUCUAAGAUGCAGAUGCUCUUUAAAGUUGGGAGUUGAAUUGAAUUCAUUGAAAAUGAGACAAGAUUACUGUGUCUUUUUUGUAGUCAGUAUCGGGAACUUAGGACUCAUGCUAGCACAUCUGUCACCUAAUUACUUUUAUAUUUUAUACUUUGAAAUGCUGCAGAAGUGAAUGAUGAAUCUGGGGAUCCAAUUUGGAAGAAGCGAGCCGAAAGCUGGAAGGAUAACAAGAAGAAGUAAAGAGUUGUAGAAUUAUGGAUUGGGUUAUGAAGGUAUCUGUGAAAUUAGACACUUAGAGAUUGUUCUUUUUGAGAUGAUUUGUCACUGCUAAUCCUCACUUAUGUUAUAUAUGAGAUGCAAAAUUACAUUUGUAUGGAAUAAUAGUUUCUACCGUUUCUCAUGACCAAAUUUUAUAGUUGCCUUAAACUCUUACUACAGAACAGGUUUGUUGUUAAUAUUACAAAAUUGGUUGACAUAUAUGUUUUUCACGAUCAAAUUUCAUGGUUGUGUUAAACUUUCAUAACCGAGAAAAUGGUCGUCUUUAAUGAUUUAAUUGGUCAGCGAAUUUAUUUUUCAUGACCAUAAUUGUUCGUUGUGUACAAACGUUCACUACCAAAAUGAUUGGUAACUAAAAUAAGAUUGGUAACUAAAAGUAAAAUUUGUAACCAAAUAAAUUGGUUGUAGUCGGAACUAUUACAACCAAAUAAAAUUGGUAACUAAAUAUUCAGAUUUUUACCAUUGAUAAUAUUGGUUGCGUUAGCCAUUCUAUCCGCUACCAAUCUCCUUUUUCUUUCGAUUUUGGAGGCUACAGAUCACGGAUUCGUCUCGAGGCUAUUCUCCACCGAUAAUAAAGUCUAUUGAUCCUAUUCUGCGCCGAUGAUUAAGUCAAUUAAGCACAGAAUUGGGCCAAUAUAUUUUGGGAUGGCAUUUUCGUAAUUAUUUGAUCAGUUUUUUUUUUCGAAAGGCCAUUUUACUUGGAUUUUGAAGGAUAAAGAUGGUGGAUUCGGCGUGAGGCUAUUCUUCAACGACGAUUAAGUCCAUCCAGGGCCAAUUUGGGCGGAUUUCUUCCGGGUCAAUUUUUGGCAGACUCCAAAGGGGUACCAUCACAGAUUUCGGGCGAUUUUUCCGAAAUGCCAUUUUCUUUCGAUUUUGGAGGCUACAGAUCACGGAUUCGGCUCGAGGCUAUUCUCCACCGAUAAUAAAGUCUAUUGAUCCUAUUCUGCGCCGAUGAUUAAGUCAAUUAAGCACAGAAUUGGGCCAAUAUAUUUUGGGAUGGCAUUUUCGUAAUUAUUUGAUCAGUUUUUUUUUCGAAAGGCCAUUUUACUUGGAUUUUGAAGGAUAAAGAUGGUGGAUUCGGCGUGAGGCUAUUCUUCAACGACGAUUAAGUCCAUCCAGGGCCAAUUUGGGCGGAUUUCUUCCGGGUCAAUUUUUGGCAGACUCCAAAGGGGUACCAUCACAGAUUUCGGGCGAUUUUUCCGAAAUGCCAUUUUCUUUCGAUUUUGGAGGCUACAGAUCACGGAUUCGGCUCGAGGCUAUUCUCCACCGAUAAUAAAGUCUAUUGAUCCUAUUCUGCGCCGAUGAUUAAGUCAAUUAAGCACAGAAUUGGGCCAAUAUAUUUUGGGAUGGCAUUUUCGUAAUUAUUUGAUCAGUUUUUUUUUCGAAAGGCCAUUUUACUUGGAUUUUGAAGGAUAAAGAUGGUGGAUUCGGCGUGAGGCUAUUCUUCAACGACGAUUAAGUCCAUCCAGGGCCAAUUUGGGCGGAUUUCUUCCGGGUCAAUUUUUGGCAGACUCCAAAGGGGUACCAUCACAGAUUUCGGGCGAUUUUUCCGAAAUGCCAUUUUCUUUCGAUUUUGGAGGCUACAGAUCACGGAUUCGGCUCGAGGCUAUUCUCCACCGAUAAUAAAGUCUAUUGAUCCUAUUCUGCGCCGAUGAUUAAGUCAAUUAAGCACAGAAUUGGGCCAAUAUAUUUUGGGAUGGCAUUUUCGUAAUUAUUUGAUCAGUUUUUUUUUUCGAAAGGCCAUUUUACUUGGAUUUUGAAGGAUAAAGAUGGUGGAUUCGGCGUGAGGCUAUUCUUCAACGACGAUUAAGUCCAUCCAGGGCCAAUUUGGGCGGAUUUCUUCCGGGUCAAUUUUUGGCAGACUCCAAAGGGGUACCAUCACAGAUUUCGGGCGAUUUUUCCGAAAUGCCAUUUUCUUUCGAUUUUGGAGGCUACAGAUCACGGAUUCGGCUCGAGGCUAUUCUCCACCGAUAAUAAAGUCUAUUGAUCCUAUUCUGCGCCGAUGAUUAAGUCAAUUAAGCACAGAAUUGGGCCAAUAUAUUUUGGGAUGGCAUUUUCGUAAUUAUUUGAUCAGUUUUUUUUUCGAAAGGCCAUUUUACUUGGAUUUUGAAGGAUAAAGAUGGUGGAUUCGGCGUGAGGCUAUUCUUCAACGACGAUUAAGUCCAUCCAGGGCCAAUUUGGGCGGAUUUCUUCCGGGUCAAUUUUUGGCAGACUCCAAAGGGGUACCAUCACAGAUUUCGGGCGAUUUUUCCGAAAUGCCAUUUUCUUUCGAUUUUGGAGGCUACAGAUCACGGAUUCGGCUCGAGGCUAUUCUCCACCGAUAAUAAAGUCUAUUGAUCCUAUUCUGCGCCGAUGAUUAAGUCAAUUAAGCACAGAAUUGGGCCAAUAUAUUUUGGGAUGGCAUUUUCGUAAUUAUUUGAUCAGUUUUUUUUUCGAAAGGCCAUUUUACUUGGAUUUUGAAGGAUAAAGAUGGUGGAUUCGGCGUGAGGCUAUUCUUCAACGACGAUUAAGUCCAUCCAGGGCCAAUUUGGGCGGAUUUCUUCCGGGUCAAUUUUUGGCAGACUCCAAAGGGGUACCAUCACAGAUUUCGGGCGAUUUUUCCGAAAUGCCAUUUUCUUUCGAUUUUGGAGGCUACAGAUCACGGAUUCGGCUCGAGGCUAUUCUCCACCGAUAAUAAAGUCUAUUGAUCCUAUUCUGCGCCGAUGAUUAAGUCAAUUAAGCACAGAAUUGGGCCAAUAUAUUUUGGGAUGGCAUUUUCGUAAUUAUUUGAUCAGUUUUUUUUUUCGAAAGGCCAUUUUACUUGGAUUUUGAAGGAUAAAGAUGGUGGAUUCGGCGUGAGGCUAUUCUUCAACGACGAUUAAGUCCAUCCAGGGCCAAUUUGGGCGGAUUUCUUCCGGGUCAAUUUUUGGCAGACUCCAAAGGGGUACCAUCACAGAUUUCGGGCGAUUUUUCCGAAAUGCCAUUUUCUUUCGAUUUUGGAGGCUACAGAUCACGGAUUCGGCUCGAGGCUAUUCUCCACCGAUAAUAAAGUCUAUUGAUCCUAUUCUGCGCCGAUGAUUAAGUCAAUUAAGCACAGAAUUGGGCCAAUAUAUUUUGGGAUGGCAUUUUCGUAAUUAUUUGAUCAGUUUUUUUUUCGAAAGGCCAUUUUACUUGGAUUUUGAAGGAUAAAGAUGGUGGAUUCGGCGUGAGGCUAUUCUUCAACGACGAUUAAGUCCAUCCAGGGCCAAUUUGGGCGGAUUUCUUCCGGGUCAAUUUUUGGCAGACUCCAAAGGGGUACCAUCACAGAUUUCGGGCGAUUUUUCCGAAAUGCCAUUUUCUUUCGAUUUUGGAGGCUACAGAUCACGGAUUCGGCUCGAGGCUAUUCUCCACCGAUAAUAAAGUCUAUUGAUCCUAUUCUGCGCCGAUGAUUAAGUCAAUUAAGCACAGAAUUGGGCCAAUAUAUUUUGGGAUGGCAUUUUCGUAAUUAUUUGAUCAGUUUUUUUUUCGAAAGGCCAUUUUACUUGGAUUUUGAAGGAUAAAGAUGGUGGAUUCGGCGUGAGGCUAUUCUUCAACGACGAUUAAGUCCAUCCAGGGCCAAUUUGGGCGGAUUUCUUCCGGGUCAAUUUUUGGCAGACUCCAAAGGGGUACCAUCACAGAUUUCGGGCGAUUUUUCCGAAAUGCCAUUUUCUUUCGAUUUUGGAGGCUACAGAUCACGGAUUCGGCUCGAGGCUAUUCUCCACCGAUAAUAAAGUCUAUUGAUCCUAUUCUGCGCCGAUGAUUAAGUCAAUUAAGCACAGAAUUGGGCCAAUAUAUUUUGGGAUGGCAUUUUCGUAAUUAUUUGAUCAGUUUUUUUUUUCGAAAGGCCAUUUUACUUGGAUUUUGAAGGAUAAAGAUGGUGGAUUCGGCGUGAGGCUAUUCUUCAACGACGAUUAAGUCCAUCCAGGGCCAAUUUGGGCGGAUUUCUUCCGGGUCAAUUUUUGGCAGACUCCAAAGGGGUACCAUCACAGAUUUCGGGCGAUUUUUCCGAAAUGCCAUUUUCUUUCGAUUUUGGAGGCUACAGAUCACGGAUUCGGCUCGAGGCUAUUCUCCACCGAUAAUAAAGUCUAUUGAUCCUAUUCUGCGCCGAUGAUUAAGUCAAUUAAGCACAGAAUUGGGCCAAUAUAUUUUGGGAUGGCAUUUUCGUAAUUAUUUGAUCAGUUUUUUUUUCGAAAGGCCAUUUUACUUGGAUUUUGAAGGAUAAAGAUGGUGGAUUCGGCGUGAGGCUAUUCUUCAACGACGAUUAAGUCCAUCCAGGGCCAAUUUGGGCGGAUUUCUUCCGGGUCAAUUUUUGGCAGACUCCAAAGGGGUACCAUCACAGAUUUCGGGCGAUUUUUCCGAAAUGCCAUUUUCUUUCGAUUUUGGAGGCUACAGAUCACGGAUUCGGCUCGAGGCUAUUCUCCACCGAUAAUAAAGUCUAUUGAUCCUAUUCUGCGCCGAUGAUUAAGUCAAUUAAGCACAGAAUUGGGCCAAUAUAUUUUGGGAUGGCAUUUUCGUAAUUAUUUGAUCAGUUUUUUUUUCGAAAGGCCAUUUUACUUGGAUUUUGAAGGAUAAAGAUGGUGGAUUCGGCGUGAGGCUAUUCUUCAACGACGAUUAAGUCCAUCCAGGGCCAAUUUGGGCGGAUUUCUUCCGGGUCAAUUUUUGGCAGACUCCAAAGGGGUACCAUCACAGAUUUCGGGCGAUUUUUCCGAAAUGCCAUUUUCUUUCGAUUUUGGAGGCUACAGAUCACGGAUUCGGCUCGAGGCUAUUCUCCACCGAUAAUAAAGUCUAUUGAUCCUA
This is a messenger RNA of Linum trigynum, 8694 nucleotides long. NCBI's taxonomy places the organism in Eukaryota, Viridiplantae, Streptophyta, Magnoliopsida, Malpighiales, Linaceae. The record is from the annotation of a GenBank genome assembly.